This is a messenger RNA of Ceratosolen solmsi marchali, 6220 nucleotides long. RefSeq lists its product as uncharacterized. Gene Ontology annotation, biological process: protein phosphorylation. NCBI's taxonomy places the organism in Eukaryota, Metazoa, Arthropoda, Insecta, Hymenoptera, Agaonidae. The record is from RefSeq and is a predicted model, not a curated record. Gene Ontology annotation, molecular function: ATP binding; protein kinase activity. The transcript is spliced from 17 exons. Bases 719 to 5905 code for a protein of 1728 amino acids.
GAGAGACAGAGUGGGAGAAUGAAACGAAUGAAAAAUUAGAAAGAACACGUCAAAAAGUGGGAGUAGUCACAAGGAAGUACCGGAGCGAGUGAAUAAGUAAGGGGGGAAGGAAAUAGAGCGAGAGCAAGAGGAGGAGUAAGACAGAAGAAAAGAGAAAAGGAGCGUGAAAUACGAGUGCAAGAAUACGGCAAUAUAAUAUCGAGGUGAGGUGAGCAAGAUGAGAGACUCGACGACGGCUUAGUGUAACUUGAAAAGUGCACGAGAGAAUGACAAAAUAGAGAAGGGAACAUUAAUUUCAUACUUUUCUCUUCCUUUCAUCGUUUUUACGCCCACAUAACAAACGCGUAGCAAUACUUUGCAAGGAGUCCUCCCUCCACUUUAUAUAUUCGUGUUCGCGCAACGCACGGACAACAAUGUCGAUCGGAAGUAACUUGUCUGUCCAGGUUGUGUAAAUAUACGUGUUGAGAUCGUUCCCGUCGUCAGCGUCAUCGGGGAGUAGUGCACGCACACAGACGUUGUAUCAUGCGCUCUCCUCGUGAGCAACUCUUUGAAAAAGAAUCGUCAGCAGGUGCGGCAGUAAUCUUUCUCUUUCUCUUUCUUCUGCCUCUUUCGUCAUCUGACGAAGGUAUUCACCUUCUCUGCUAUUAACACUAGCAGCAUCAAAAUCGUCAUCGACGGCGCCGCACGAAGAUGAUGCAGCGGUCGUGCGACAACUGCUAUGACUUCUGAAGUACAGAGGAGCCAAGCUAUGCGGGGCCUUUGGGUGUACUAUUUGUUCUGGGAGAGCUUGCCCAUCCUCAAAGCUCAUCCUGUAUUACCUACAAUAUCAUUAGGCACUAAUGAAUCACUCAGACAUUGGGAACUUAAUUGGCUCAAAUAUAUCAUAGGAUUACUGGGGAUUACAAUCACAGCUUUUACUUUGGUUGGUUGUUUAUGUUGUCGCAGAAAUCGUCGACCUAAAGGAUUUCAGGACUGUAGCGGAAGUAUUAAUAAGGAAUUCAAGGAUGGCAACUCAAUCGAUAAUGAUUCAUCAAUGCCUCAGUUGCAAGGCUUGGAGUUACAGGUCCCCACUAGCAUCACUACUCCUGAACGUAUACAAUUUGAACCCUUACCAGUAGAACGUUUUAUACCUGACGUAUGCAUAUUGCCAAGGCCUAAACCACCGCCACCUUCGCCAUCCAUCUUUGAAGAGGUGAAUGAAUCAGAUCGAUUAACUUUACAGAAUUCGUAUAAUGAAUGGUUCCAGAACACCGAUCUACACUUACCACGAGAAAAACUCAAGUAUCUGCGUGAAAUCGGUCAUGGAUGGUUUGGUAAAGUCGUUGAAGGAUGCGCUGAAUUACAAGGAACUAAUUUAGAAAAGUGUAAUGCAAAAAAUGGAAAUGUCGUGGUAAGGAUAUUAACAGAAGAAGCAACGACCAAAGAGAAAGCUUGGUUUCUUGGGGAAGCCACGCCUUAUUUCAAGCUUCGCCAUCGAAACAUCCUGUCCCUCUUUGGUUCCUGUCUUGAAGCCGAUCCGUAUCUAUUACUCUUCGAAUCGUGCCCGUUGGGUGAUCUUAAAGGCUUUUUACAUACCAAUCAUGAUCCCCAAUCACGAGAGGCUCUUAUUAAUGAAAAUAUGCCUACACGCAUUGCUAUUGAGAUUGGCGCGGGACUUCGACAUAUGCACCAACACAGACUUACCCAUACUGAUCUUUCAGCAAGAAAUUGCCUUGUCGCAUCAGAUCUGUCCAUUAAAUUAGGAGAUUACGGGACUGGAGUUGAAAAAUAUCCCGAAGAUUAUUAUAUUUUAGGAGACAGAGCAUUGCCGAUACGAUGGUCAGCUCCAGAAACAAUUGAGUGCACUAAGACAACGAUAGAAACACGUGAGAUAACUCCACGGGCCAAUUUAUGGAGUUACGGCGUCUUAUUGUGGGAGAUAGCCAUGUGGGGGAAAAGACCUUAUGAUGAACUGGAAGACGAGCAAGUUAUUGAGAUGCUACUCUCCUCGAAAUCGGGCAUGAAACCAAUUGGAUCACAGCUACUUCUUCAAAAUAACGAGAAUUGCCCUUCAAACUUAUUGGAAGCAAUUAAGACUUGUUUAAUUCUUGAAUCUGAUAAACGAUUUCCUUUAGAACGUGUGAGGCACGUUCUAUUAAAAGAUCAGCUAGAAGCCGAAACUUCAGAGUUUGAACAACGCUGGGAGACCCUACGACCGAAUACCUUAAAAGAACAGACGAGAAGUGCAAGCUUACAAGAUUUACGUGGCAGUAUAGAUUCAGAACAAUGGCAAAGUUUAACACAGACAUCAUUUCGUCUCGGUCCUGAAGAGCCCGUAAAGAACGUACCAGGUGGUUUGAUUCGUAGCAAAUUACCCUUCCGUGAUUCGGAUUCAGAAACGGAAGAGGAGAGUUGGCGUGGUCGAGUUGAACGCGGCGCUUACACGGAGAAAGUCAAGCAAAAGUCAAAAUCAGUGGCAGAUCUUAUGGUGCUAGUGCACAUCGAGCCGGACUCGGACGCUGAUUUGUCAUUGGGCCCGCAGAUGCCCAUGAUAGAUAAGACAAUGUCAGGGAAAAAAAGAUUAUCAGUUACUGGCAGUGAUGGUGAUUUACCAAGUGCAGUUUUCGAUGAUCAAUUUGAUUUGGCAUUAAGAAAACUUAGAGAUCCUUUGAUACCAAGUAAUAAUGUACGAGGUCCAAAAAGUGUGUCAACUUCCAACAUGGAAAGACCUAAGCUUUUAACCCUUACAAUGGAUCAAGGACAAACUCCAAUUUUAAGACUGACCUUUGAUUCUACUGUAGAUAAAAAUAUUAAGAAAGAAAUUUUUGAAGAUGAUUGUUUAAAGCCUCUAAAUAAAGAAGCUGAGUCAAAUACUCUUUCUAAUAAAGAACAUGUACUGAGACUAUUAGCAACAAGAGAUUUAAAUCAAUCUUGGCUUCGGUAUGAUAAAAAAAUCAAUACCACCACUGAAUCCUAUUCGGAGAAAUUAGUAGAAUCUCGAACAAGCACUGCUACGAAUGAAGAGUUUGUAACACCUGCAUGUUUUUCCAACAACUUUCAAAUAACUGAUUUGGAUGAUGACAUUGAGACGGAUGAGGCAAUUAAAGAAAAAAAUGACUUUGUACAAAAUAAUUCAUUCAACGCAAAUACCUGGAACGAUACAAUGGACCCUGUCCUCAAACAAAACACAACCAGUUUUAAUUCUUAUACAAUACCGUCACCAAUCCACAAAAAUGAUGGGGUUAAUGAUGAAAUGAUAACACCAUCGCCACAAUCACGAACGGAAUAUUCUACUGAGGAUGCUGAAGACGAGUUUUCCAAUGCUGAAGAUCUGCCUGGUCUGUCGAAGCGCCACUUGCCAAUAGACGAAGAAGAUGACAGAAAACGUAUGUCAACGCCUGAUGAUGAACGUAGUUCCGACUCAGGAUUUCGCGAUAAGGAAUCCUGUGAAGAAGAAGAAAGUCCGUUACCGGGACCUUUGCCCAAUCUUAUUUCAUCGCAAUCCAACACACCCAAAUCAACAACGACGCAUGACAGUGCUGAAGAAGAACAGUUGCGUAUACUAUUUGAGCUCGACACAAUUCUGGAUGCUGAGUAUUAUGGUAUACUUAAUGAUUCAUUGGAUCCUAACUCUGACAAGUCAAUGCCUCAGAAAUCCGAUGCUUCAAAUCUUGCACAGAAGGACAAUGAUGUAGAAGCUGAGAACUCAGAUACUAUGCACUCUUCAAGCGAUACGACUGGUGAAACUCAAAAGGAAAUUGUACAAAUAGAUAAAUUACAUGACGAUGAUGCCAAUUUGAAUGUCGUACUUGAUUCACAAAUAACAGAUUUGGAAUCGGGUCCAUUAAGUCCUCGUUAUCGAUCCACUAUGAGUAAUCAAGAUGUAAAUGUGAUUGCAACGCGAACGCUAAGCGAAAACGGGAAUUGGGUAGGUCCAGGUAUAUUGGAUAACAAUGAAGAUGAAGAUAGCUCAACGAUGUCGCUCCGCAGUGACAAUUCCUAUGUAUCAUUUGGCAUGGAUGAAGAAUUCGUCGCAGCAAUCCGUAAUGAAUUGAGAGAAAAACUGCCACGUGCACAAAUGACAGUUGUUGAAGCACAAGAGCUACAUGAUGAGGACGAGCCGUCACUUAUUAGCGAUAUAGAUAACAAAAACUGGGAUGAAAUUGAAGAAGAUUUAUCUGACAGAAGUAGCACUCUUGAUAUAUCUAUUAGAUACAAUACCUAUGGUACACCGUUAAGCCCAAUACUUGAAGAACGAGAAAGCACAAGCAUUUCAGAAUCUACGAAUAUAACGAAAGACGAUUCACGGGAUACAUCAAUAGCAUCCAAAGGUGGCAGUAAUUCUCUCUCAGAAGAUGAUGUACUUCUUAUUGAUACACAAACUAAUCGAGCGACACUCGUUGAAGGCAUAUCUUCACAUUCUCAUAAUUCUCAGGAGCUGAUGAAUCAUGUAACAUCUAAUGAUAAUAGGAUUUCAAACAUACAACAACAACAGAUGAGACUUUCCUUUUCGAUGGAUAAACAACAUGAUGGUAGUUCAAGUGUAGGUGUUCCAUUGCCCAGCCCCGAAGAUGAAGCCUGUAAGUGGCAACAGCAGAUAUCAACUUAUCCAAUGUUGCCCCCUCAACUCCAAGACAAUCUCAUGUCAACAAGUUUUGCGAAUGAGCAAGACUGGAAUAGCGAUAAAGAAGAUCAGGAUGAACAUAGUGAAAGUUUAACGAAUGAAAUUGACGAGGAGGACGAAAACGAAGAUGAAAAUGAUGAUAAUGAGGAGGAUGACGAUGAUGAUGAAUGUGAAGACGGUAUGAUGGAAGAAGAUAACGAAGAUGAUGAUGACGACGAUGAUGAUAAUGAUGACGAUGAUGAUGAUGAGGACGACGAUGAUGAUGAUGAUGAUAGUUCAAGCUCUGGAGAGUUUGUUUGGCAGCAAUAUGGUGCAACGCAUCUAGAGAGCCAUGAGACUGAAAAUUCAAAAGAAGACAAAACAGAUGAAACUAAUAACGAUCUCGAUGAGGAUUUAGAAACUGAAGAUGAAGAAUUAGAGUUUACCCCAUCAGCUUGGGAUGCAACAUUGGCACCACAUCGAUCAGCGCUUCGAUCACCAGACAAGACUAUAAAAUCUGGGGAUCAAAAGAAGAGUGUCUGGUUUAAAAAACAACGCUACCAUUGUGUGUACGAAUACCCAAAGGAAACACCGCCCAUUGAAAAUCAGACCUCUACAACAUCAGUAUGGGAGCCAACAUCUUAUGCAGACUGGGAAGAAAUGAUCGAUAACAUUGAUCGAUUGAAUUUUCAACCAAUGGAUUAUUUUGAAUCUAAUAACACCAGAGGAGACGAAGAGUUCUACGUAAGCAGUUCGAACCGUCCAUUCCAGUUCCAGUCAGGAAAUGGAAAAUACGUUAGUCAAUUCUUUCCUGGGGCUAGUGGCAAUGGCGCUGCCACGACACCGCAUGAUACUGCGAUUCAAGACUCUCAGACACAUCAAAAUGACGAAGCAACGCAGCAACAAUUUUUCAGCGAUCGUCAACAAUUGGGUGAAUUAAGGCAUACACGCGAUCGCCUGAAACUCAAUCUAUUAACCUCACCGCCAUCCUCGUCUAACGGUGACAAUAGAAGCUGUGGAAGUGGCAGUAAUAAAACUGCACAAUUGUGUAAUUCGGUAAAGCAGGGUAUCGAGGAAAAGAUUAAAAACGUUAAGUCAGAAGAAAGCGGAGUCGAAGGCGAAAAAACAAGAUUAGAGGAAAUGAGUACGAAAAUAGGAGAGGAUGUACGACUGCAAUCUGAGCCUUUCAAGACUGCUGAUCAAGAAGUUAUGACCACCAACGCGGACUUCGAAUCUCACGUUAAAUCGUCACCGUCCGAUGGCCAACGGAAUAUUACUGGUCUCGAAUUUACUAGCAAUUGUGACAAUUUCGACGUCGAAUAAUAUAGGGUAUCAUAUGUGAUCGCCAUGCGGAAAAUAAAGAUCUCGUGAUUUUUCAUGUUAAUCGUGCAAUUGAAAACGUUAGCUGAUGAUGUAAACUUGCAAUACAUUAGUGCAAGGAACAUCUUUUAAUACUUCCAAUUGUAGGGUAAUCGAAAGUGUGGUAAGUGCUGAGGAGCUUAUAAUUAAAAAUGGUAUUCUUUAUUUGUUACUUUCGUAAGUCAGAGAAUAGUGAAAGGACGUUAUAAUACUAAAUAUUAAAAUGUCACUUUGAUUUUAUUACGUGAUAUAAAUGUGCGAUUUAAUAACCGAAAUAAA